Messenger RNA from Effrenium voratum, 2339 nucleotides. The record is from the annotation of a GenBank genome assembly. NCBI's taxonomy places the organism in Eukaryota, Dinophyceae, Suessiales, Symbiodiniaceae.
GAGCGAGCUCGCCAGUGCAGCUGAAGUAUGUCACCCACGCAGAGCCCGGCCCCUCGGACCCCUCGGACCCCGAGCGGACGGCGCCAUGGACGUGGAACUCGAGCUGUCGCAGCAGCUCCAGGGCCAUGAAAGCCAGGUGCGCUGCGUGGCUCUGCUCGGCGACGGCACGCUUGUCUCGGGUGGCCUGGACUCGCAGGUCAUCAUUUGGAGAAGAGGCGAGAACGAGAGCUUUGCUCUUGUGAAGAAGCUGAGUCUCCACACCGACUUUGUCUUCACGCUGGCGGCAUCCCACGCCGAGCCCGGUGCAUUCUAUUCGGGCUCCAAGGACAAGACAGCAUUCAAGUGUGAUCGUGAAGGCAACCCGUGCAUUCAGUUCCAAGGUCACGAGGGGCCAGUGUGCUCCAUCGUGGAAGUUGGUGAAAAGGUCGUGACCGGUGCGUGGGAUGGAACGGCCAAGGUGUGGGAUAGCAGCAACGGCAGCUGCCUCCAUACUUUGGAAGCAGGUGCGCACGCGGUCAGCGUGGCCUCCCUCCCCACAGGCGAGAUAGUGACCGGAUCACAGGACAAGUCCUUGCGGGUUUUCCGCGGCAACACGUGCGUGCACAAGGUCGAUGAGGCCCAUGGCGACAUCAUCCGCUGCAUCGCCUCCAGCUCCUCGGCCAUGGCUACCGCCUCCAACGACGGCUCCGUGAAGCUCUGGUCCUUCGAUGGGAUCCAGAUGGCAGUGCUACCCGGGCAUCAGUCCUAUGUCUAUGGAGUGGCCUUCUCGAGCGACAACAGUGAGGUCCUCUCCGCAUCGGAUGACUGCACCCUCAAGGUUUGGUCCAUAAGCGACUCCCAGUGCAAGCAGUCCAUCAACCACGCUGGGACAGUGUGGCAGGCCAUCGCGCUGCCCAACUCGGACGUGGUGAGUGCUUGUGGGGACAUGGUCGUCCGUGUGUGGACCCGAGAUCCCGCACGAAUGGCGCCAGAGGCUGAACGGACCACCCAGCAGGAGAUUGCCCAGCAAGCGGCAGUUGCUGCCUCGCAGAAAGGGUCGUCCUCCGUUCCCAUGGAUUCCGUGGUCGACAUUUCCAAAAUGCCGACCACGGUUGGAAAGAAGAAUGGCGAGGUCAAGAUGUUCAAUGACAACGGGACUGUGUUCGCCUUCAUGUGGAACGCCGGCGCACGGAUUUGGGACAAAGUUGGUGAGGUCAUGGGAAGCGAGGUGCAGAAGAAACACUACGAAGGGGACGAUGUCUUCCCAAAGGGCGAGUACGACUUCGUUUUUGACGUCGACAUGGGACCUUCUAGAGGAACCAGCCAGUUGCCCUACAACAAGGGGCAGAACCCGCUUCUCGCGGCGGAGAACUUCUGCGCCCGGGAGCAGAUCCACAAGAGCAACACGGAGCAGAUCAGGCAAUUCAUCAUCCAGAAUGCCGGGGAGGGUGCAGGCUCAGGCGCGUCGUCCGCGCCAACGCCAGCGCCCGCUCCAGCACCUGCACCAGUCCCAAAAGAGGCUGUGACAGGUGUCUUCCCCGUGUUGCAGCCGGCUGUGUUCAAGGAUGGAAAGUUCCCAGCGCUGCAAGGGAAGAUCUUGGAGUUCAACGGCCAGGUGGAUGAAUCUUUGCAGCUAGACCCCGUUGAGGUCAAUCAUCUGACGGCUGGCAUCUCCAAGCUACAGAUGGGCGUCUCCACCGAGCUGAGGGACUGCGAGAAAGAGAUCAUCACCAAGACGCUGGGCAAGUGGCCUAACGACAAGCUCUUCCCCGUCGUGGAUUUGUGGCGACUACUUCUAGCACAUCCGAGCAGCGCCGAUCUGUUCAAAGGAUCUGACAGAGGAACAUCCUACAUCUUGCAGGUGUUGAGCCUGUUAGCAGCGGAUAUCAACGGUCCUUUGGGCCUGUGUGCCGCCAGAUACCUUGCAAAUCUGUUCAUCUACCAGACGAACAAGUACGCAGCCUUCGACAAGCGCGACCUAGUGCUGAACGGGGUGGAAGCUGCGCUGAAUUCGAGCAACAAGCAUACCAAGUUGGCCUGCACCUCGGUGCUUCUCAACCUCGCCAUUGUGCUCUACGAGAGCAGCCAGCCCCCCAAAGCUUUCGACGAAAGCUGCGGACUUCGUGUGGCACGACUGGCGCUGACCUUCUUGGCCAAGGCUGAGGAAGAGGAUGCGAGAUGUCGGGCCAUGCUAGCCAUCGGAACUCUCCUGACCCGCGAUCAAGCCAAGCGCGCUCUCUCAGCUGAAUGUGCAGCAGCUGACCUUACCGGCAAGAUCGCGGCAUUGGAGGGCAAGUUGGGGCCUGCGGCUGCUUCUGACUUGCGAAGCCUAUUGCAGAAGUAGGCAAGUAGAGAGAAAA